GUGCACUUCAGAAACAUGAACAUACGCAGGAAAGACAGCUUCCUCUGGGGGAGAGCUCCACCUAAACCCCCGCCGGGAGAGAGCAGCGUGCACACUAACAGGUGUGGGCUGCCCGAUGACUCUCAGAUGAAUCACAACAUGCCAGAGAUCCUCCAGCCGCACCUGAAGGAGCAGAAGAACAGGAGGUUUUUAAGAGGGAAAAAGAAGUUCAACAUGGAUCCCAAAAAAGGGGUCCAGUACCUGAUUGAAAAUGGACUGCUGGAGUGGCGAGCAGAGCCGUUUGCUGAAUUUCUUUACAAGGAGGAGGGACUGAACAAGACCGCCAUCGGGAACUUCCUGGGAGAACGAGAGGAGAUGCAUUUGGAGAUCCUGAAAUCGUUUGUUGGUCUGCACGAGUUCUCAGACCUUAAUCUUGUGCAGGCGCUCAGGCAGUUUCUGUGGAGCUUCCGUCUGCCGGGUGAAGCUCAAAAGAUUGACAGGAUGAUGGAGGCGUUCGCAGCUCGUUACUGUGAAUGCAACCCCGGAGUUUUCAUAUCCACAGACACAUGCUACAUCCUGUCCUUCUCCAUCAUCAUGCUAAACACGAGUCUCCACAACCCGAACGUGAAGGAGAAGCCGAGCCUGCAGAGAUUCGUCUCCAUGAACAGAGCGAUCAACAGCGGGGAGGACCUGCCCACCGAGCUGCUCACGAAACUGUACUCGAGCAUCCGCAGCGAGCCGUUCAAAAUCCCCGAGGAUGAUGGGAACGACCUCACACUGACGUUUUUCAACCCGGACAGAGAAGGAUGGCUUCUGAAAAAUGGUGAGAAGAAGAGCAAAAAAAAACACACACGUCAAGAGUUUUCUGCAGACCAGCCUGAGCCUGUUUCUCCUCUAAAAAGUUUGACUUUCUGUGUUGAAGGAGGCCGAGUGAAAACCUGGAAGAGGAGGUGGUUCAUUCUGACUGACAGCUGCCUCUACUACUUUCAGUACACCACAGAUAAAGACCCGAUCGGGAUCAUUCCUCUGGAGAACCUGAGUGUGAGGAAGCUGCAGGACACCAGCAAACCUUAUUGUCUGGAGUUGUAUAACCCCAAGGGACUGAAGAUAAAAGCCUGUAAGACGGAGAACAGGGGCCGAGUGGUUCAAGGGAAACAUCAGUCGUAUAAGCUGAGUGCAGCCAGUGAAGAAGAACGAGACGUCUGGAUGGACGCCAUCAGGUCGAGUAUCACAAAGGACCCUUUCUAUGACCUGGUGGCUCUGCGGAAGAGAAAGCUCAUAAACAACUCGCCGUCGAAGGACUGAAACUCAAACUACUGCAGAGUCUGGAUCCUGGAGGGAAACUGUGGGUCCUUAAUGAAUCCUGUGGAUUUACGACGAGUGUUAGGAGAUCUGGAAGGAGAUGUCUCCAGCGCAGCCCCUAAAAGCCACACACAAGAAACACAUCAGAGACUAAUAUAUAUUAUUUUCAUACAUUCAGACACACUCACACGUGACCCAAAGUGUUGACAGAAAUGUUCAAAUUAGGAAACCGGUUUGACACUGUAAAAAGAAAUAAAGGAGAACUAGUUCAAGCCUCAGUUGACUUCUGCAAACUGCACGCUCUGCUGCUCCGUCUUCAGGGGGCCGACUAUCUACUGACACAGAGACCUGCUACUUUAUACCUGCUGCUGGGAGAAGUCCGGUUCACCCAGCAACAAGGGGAAGAAAGAGAAAGUUACGACGAUGGACUGAAGGACGAGCCCACUCACUAAACUGCAUGAAGUGACCGCUAACACCUCCUGACCUUGUUGGGAGGUUGCUGCCGAUACAAUCACACUUUGUCCACAAACUGACACAAAAAGACCACACAGAGAGACACGCCGUGACCACACAGACGUGCAAAAAAGAAUCGAAAACGAGACGAGACAACCGAAACAAAGAAUGGAAGCUGGCGUGCUCGCUGUGUGUCGGGUCACUUGGUAAUACAGGGUGCGAUGUUUGUGGGGACAAAUCGCGACAGUGGACCAGCUUACCUCGGCGUGGUAGGGUAGAGUGUAGUCUCUGAAGCGGUCACAGGUACACUUGUGUGGGAGAGGUUAAAGUGGAAAGGAGAGAAAAGAGGGACUUUUCAGACAAGGGUUAGAAACUGCGUUGAAAUGCAAAAGAUGGAAGGGAUGCAGAAAAUGACCACCAAGAGGUUUUUUUUAAGAUUUACAACGAUACGCUGAAUAAAAACAGACACACGUUCAAAAUUACGACAGAUAUACAAAAUGAGCGCAACACAAAGACGCGAAACCACCAGCAACAAGAGCACAGAAACAUUGAGAGGGAAGCAAAAAGAAAGAUGGCCACAAAGAGACUCUUCAUGUCAAACCAUGUGUCCGUGGUUUGUCUCUGUUUCUGUUUCUUGGUCUUUCUCUAUCUGGACGUUGAGAAUCUUUGAUAUUUCUGUGUAAAGUCGCCUGUCGUCUCUCAGUGUGUCCAAGGCUAGUGGACUUAUAAAUAGCAGCCAUUGUAGAGGUGGAGAAUAUAAAAGCAUUUCAUGCAACUGUAAAAAAUGUAAAGUCAAAUCUUGGCUGUUGGAUCAGACGAGAUUGCAGCAUGCACUCUUUUUUCAUGGGAGAUUUAAAUGAAAAAAUACAAAAUAAAUGUACUAAAUUCUUUUUAAGGCUGUUUUAUUUUGAAGUUCAGGCUAACAGGAAGCUGUCAGCAUUGUGCUUACUUCACUUACACUUUAAAUUAUGUUAAACUACUCCUUUGUUACAGAUGAAUUGUACAUAAGAGUGAACUGUAAAUAAAGUUUAAAAGAGACCGAGUCGACUUGUCUUAAUGUAAAUUAGUCAUCGAGCAUUAAUGCAGUUUAAGUGCUUUAUUUUAUUCCUGUCUGUUUAAUUAAAUGACUUUAUAUUAAUGGAAGAUUCAAACUAACUGUUGUGCAAUAAACCGGUUUAUUCUGCA
Labrus mixtus (cuckoo wrasse) is the source of this 2919-nucleotide messenger RNA. Its product is annotated as cytohesin-3-like. Bases 16 to 1284 code for a protein of 422 amino acids. Gene Ontology annotation, molecular function: guanyl-nucleotide exchange factor activity. The transcript is spliced from 12 exons. The record is from RefSeq and is a predicted model, not a curated record. NCBI's taxonomy places the organism in Eukaryota, Metazoa, Chordata, Actinopteri, Labriformes, Labridae. Gene Ontology annotation, biological process: regulation of ARF protein signal transduction.